Messenger RNA from Malurus melanocephalus (red-backed fairy wren), 4515 nucleotides. It is a transcript of the gene SYT14, whose product is annotated as synaptotagmin 14. The record is from RefSeq and is a predicted model, not a curated record. NCBI's taxonomy places the organism in Eukaryota, Metazoa, Chordata, Aves, Passeriformes, Maluridae. Bases 1114 to 3498 code for a protein of 794 amino acids. The transcript has 6 exons.
CAAGCCUUUGUAUCCACAAGCCACAGAAAUUCAACAGCUAUAUAACCAAAGAGUUUGCAUUUACUUGAGGGAUAUACUUCUCUUGCACUAUGAGAAUACUCUUGAACUUAUUUUAAACUUUUCAUAAUUUUGUAUGAUCAAAUAUUCUCAAGUAAAUUUGUGAGUGGAAUUACUGGAUUUUCACUCAACCUGUUAAUAUCCUUUGCCAUACUUUCAGGGAAGAUCUUGCUUUUAUUCGCCUGGAAAAUGAUUUUAAAGAAUAACUUUUGUGACAUACCUGACUAGCACAUUAUUGAAUAUUUUUYAAUCCAACAAGGUCUUUAAGGAUCAUGUGUAAUGUAAGUAAGUAAUGUAAGACCUUGAAAAAGAGGUUAGCUGAGGGUUGAUAAAACAAUCUCUUUCUUCUUUUGUGCUGUGAAAAUUCAACAAACUUUGUUAGCUGACUUGAGAGAAAGAGGCACCAGAGAACAGAAUGUGAAAUCAAAGAGACCUUCUUCCCCUCUACCUCUUUAAAAGAUGGAGCUAAAUUUUUAUUUUUAAUUUUAUAGGAAGCAAAAAAUGUUUUCCUCACAGAAAUUGUCUGUCGUAUUAACUUUAUUUUUUUGCUACAAAACAAAUCUUGAUGUUCCAAAAUAUCUUACUUUAUGUAAAAGACAACAAGUAUUUGGGGGUGAAGAAGUCUCUGUGAUGUGUGUUGUAUUAUGUUAGAAGCUUGUUUUAGGUGACGAUUGAUGAAAUUUAUAAUUUAAAUGUCUCGCAACUUCUUCUUCGCAGGUUAGAAUUAAAAAAAAAAAAAUCCACCUCACACAUUUGUCUUGUUUUUGAAAGUAAUGAAUUUUAUUAUGGCUAGUUGAUGCUGCAGUUGAUGAAAGACUAUGGUUUUGCUGGUUGAUUGUGGCUUCAUUUCAAGAUAUUUAUUAGGCUGUUUCCUUAUUAUUUUUAAUGUGUAUUGAAUGAAAAGAGGAAAGCUGCAACUUCUUCUGAUAAAUAUAUUGAUUUUUGAGAUAGCAAAGGCAAAUAGCUCUGAAAUUGAACUUGGAGAAACAGAGACGAUCAGUUUCUGAAACAGAGGACCUCUCAUUAUUGAAAGCUGUUGCUGAAUAGGCUGCACAAAUGGCRUUUUUUCGAAACCUUCAGCAGAAUCUGAACCUUCCUUCUGUGUCUUCCCUGGUGGACACRCUCAGCAGUGCUGUGGAUGACCUGGCCAGUGUUGUUGGCGAGGUCGGCUACUCUGUAGCUGACUCAGUGACAGAGCAAGUAACAAGCAUGAUCAAUGGCCUGCGGGCAGAAGAUGAAAGCUCCAAAACACAAAAUGAUAAACCUAUGGAAGGUAGAGAAGAAUACACACCAUCAUUAACUCAUUCUCAGGGAGUUAAUAUGAAAACAAAGAGAAGUACUGCAGAACAUAAAGAGACUCAUAAUUCUAAUUCAUUUGAUUUUGUAAAAAAUGGUACAAGUCAAGUUGGAGUAUCUGACCAUGUCUUGAACAAAAACCAGUUAAGAGGCACAGAUAAUAAUAAUCCUGUCAGUGAUACAGAAGUACGUCAGGAUUUGAAGACUGUAGGAGGACCUUUUAAAAGGGAAGCAGUAGGGGAAAAUGAGUCUUUUGUAAAUGAUAAGUUCUUGAAGGGUAGUAACCCGAAAAGUAAUAAAUUUGCAAUGGAGCAAUCUGUUGAGGAGCAAGGUAAUUGUUUAUAUGCAGUAUCAGAUAAUUCUAAGAAUCAUGUGCAUAAAAAAAUCAAACCACAGUCACCUGGAGCUGUUUUUAAGAAUUCUGAUGAGGUGCACAGUAUAAAUGUUCCCCAAGAUUUAGAAACAAAACUUGUUGAAGUGCAGAAGGAGAAAUUGUCAGACUCCAGCUUGAAGAAGAUGCACAAUGACCAUCCCAACUGCCUUAAUGAAAUCAAACAAAAGAAAUCUGAAGCCUUUGCUAGAAAAGGAAAAUCCACCUCAAAGGAUGAAGGCAAUGUGUCAACUACAACUGCGAAUGAGGGUAAAAGGAAAAACUCAAAGAAAUUAGAAAGAGAGCUAUGUAAUAAGAAGACAGCAGGAAAAGACAAUUCUUAUAUGAGUAAAGACCAGCAUGGUUCAUCAUCUGAGAGUGAAGAUGAAGCACUGGGUAAAUAUCAUGAGGCCUUGUCUAGAACGCAGAGUUCCAGGCUGCCAGUGGUGGAUGGCAGACAGCAAAAAAACUAUAUAUGGGAAACCAGACAAAAAUAUAGUCCCCUGUCUGCAGAAUAUGAUGGAUACAGUAGUGAAGCCUCAAUAGAUGAAGCGAACUGCAUUCAGAGGAUGAGAAGAACACCUCCGCUGGAUGAACUGCAGCCGCCUCCGUACCAGGAUGACAGUGGUUCUCCUCACCUUUCCUGYACGCCUUCUGAAGUUGGAGACAGCAAAUGUGAAUAUUCCCAGUGUAGCAACAGUCCAAGAUGUUCAUAUAAGUGCCCAAGUGAGGGAAGCACGGGACAUGAAAUAGAAAGCUUUCAUAACAAAGGAUAUGAAGAGGAUGUUCCAAGUGAUAGCACGGCGGUUCUUAGUCCAGAGGAUAUGUCAGCUCAAGGCUCAUCUUCACAGCUUCCUAAACCUUUUGAUCCUGAGCCAGUAGCUAAAUAUGGCACACUGGAUGUGACUUUUGACUAUGACUCACAGGAACAGAAGCUUUUGGUGACAGUGACAGCUGUCACAGACAUUCCAACAUACAGCAGGACAGGUGGAAGCUCGUGGCAAGUACACCUAGUUCUCCUCCCUAUAAAGAAGCAGAGAGCAAAAACCAGCAUCCAGCGGGGACCGUGCCCUGUCUUCACAGAGACAUUCAAAUUUAAUCACAUCGAGUCUGAGAUGAUUGGGAAUUAUGCAGUUCGCUUUCGACUGUACAGUGUACGGCGCAUGAAAAAGGAGAGGAUUGUGGGAGAAAAGAUUUUUUACUUAACAAAAUUGAAUCUUCAAGGGAAGAUGUCAGUGCCAGUGAUACUGGAACCUUCUUACAGUCUGUCUGGUUGUGACUCUCAACUGAGCAUGUCAGAUGUGUCCUGCAGYGAAAGUACCUCCUCUUGUCAGUCUCUGGUACAUGGCUCAGCUCCAGAAAUCCUCGUUGGCCUCCUGUAUAAUGCUACGACUGGAAGAUUAUCAGCAGAAGUGAUAAAAGGCAGCCACUUCAAAAACUUGGCAGCGAACAGACCACCCAAUACAUAUGUUAAGUUAACUCUGCUGAACUCGAUGGGGCAGGAGAUGUCCAAAUGCAAAACUUCAAUCCGCCGAGGGCAGCCGAAUCCCGUGUACAAGGAAACCUUCGUUUUCCAGGUGGCCCUGUUCCAGCUCUCGGACGUGACGCUCAUACUGUCUGUGUAUAAUAAGCGCAGCAUGAAGCGAAAAGAGAUGAUAGGGUGGAUUUCCUUAGGUCUCAACAGCUCAGGAGAAGAUGAACUGAAUCACUGGACUGAAAUGAAGGAAUCUAAAGGACAGCAAGUCUGUAGAUGGCAUACUUUACUGGAGUCAUAAUGGAUGGUAGAAACUGCAGUCGUGGUUCUAAGGGAGUUUGUUCUCCCAGGAAGAUGAUCUUCCCUGGUCRCACUCAACAGAUUUGUUGUGGGAGUGAAAAACGGAAAUUGCAGUCAACAUUCCAUCAUAAAGGAUGCACAACAUGCAAAAUGGUGGGAUUGAAUAUAGAAUCUUCACUUCGUGUCAUGAACUUCCUUGGCAUCGGAGAAGUCUUGCUGUGCACAGAUACRAUAGCGGUCCCUUCCCCAUCCACCUGAUGCUGUAUUUGUUUGGGUUUGUUUUGUGGUUUUCAAUUCAGAAACAUUUUGUGCAAGGUUCUCCAAAUUAAUGUAAGCUCCUUCUUGUGUACUUUUUGUAUUGCUUUAAUACUGUAGUUUCUGACCUGCUUGCAUUCAGAUUAAAGGUCAAUAGUUUGCACUUUGAGAAAAAGUUAAUGGUCUGUAAAGCAAAAGCAAAAAAAAAAAAAAACAAAACCCACCACCGGUGAAAGAACACUUAAAAAUAUAGCAAAUAGAAAUAUACUGUUGUUUUGCACUGAGUUUCUUUCCAGGAGCUUAGUAAAGUAAGUUUUCAUUUUUUGAUAUGCAGUUGGUUUGAAAAAUACUAGCAUUUGGGCAUCAGGUGAACUUUGACACCAAUCUAAUGUUUCUUCAAUCUGUGACAGAAACGAGCUCUAUAUAUGGCAAAAAUUGAGGUUUUCCCUCUUGCCUGUACUUCUGCCUAAUCCAAAGAGACCAGAUCAUUAGUUUGGUCCCUUCCAAAACUCCUUAGACAGGUUGUACUGUAAAACUAUGUAACUUUCUGUUGAAAGCACUUCCUGUAUUCAUGUAUUCCAAUGUAGGAAGCUCAUAGAGCACGACUUUACUAAAAUAUAUUUUCAUUAAAUAAAUUGAUACAGGUUUCUUUAAAAUUUCAGCAGUUGGAAGUUAGRUUGAAAGACUGUGAAGGAAGUGGCAGCAGUUGAACUACUCUGGAUGAAUGCAAAAUAUUAUGGCUUUGCUUGAAACAGGUAUCCAU